CAAUGAGUGCUCCCCAGGCUAAUAUAGGAAGCAGGUCUUGCUGUUAGCACCUCAAAUAGACAAAGUAUUUGUGUCUUUAUGAAACCAACAUAAUGUGAUGAACCAAACUCAUAAAAGGGAACAGAACAAUUCAGCAGCUAAGAUUAAGGGUGAUCAUUAUGUGUCAUUUAAGAGCCUAAAAACAAAAACACUCUGUGAAUAGCACAUUUCCUUCCUUACUUUAGGUACACAAUGAGUGCGUGCGUGCAUAAUGAUAUUGCACCUGCUACUUUGUCUCGUGCAGUUAUCAGUACAUGAAAUUAAAUUGCUUUCAAACUGGUUUGAAGUGGGUCUCGGACAGCACGAGGAGAAGACACACACAGUCAUAGGACUGCACUCAGUUGUGUAAAUUAAAGAGCUGCUGCUGUCCUCAGGGGCUAGCGAGAGGCUCACAGUGCCACGUCGGGAUCAGCCUCCUCCCCUCCCCCUCGUCUGCAGUGCUGACGCAUCUGCUGCUUUUGCAUCAAUCAGCAGCCUCUAUAUAGGUAUACCGAGAGUCCCUGCUAAUAGCAGGACUCUAUAUUCCCCUCAGCCUUGCUUUCACUUUGCACGCUCACGCUGCUUGAGAGAAAAAGCAUCAAACAUCUGUCCUGUGACUGCUCUGACACACAAUAGGACAGCAGUCACUGCCAUCGCUGGUUCUGCAUUACCUAACCACAGAGACUGCGUGAGCACAGACGAAAGGCUUUGGUGUUAUAUAUUGCUGCACAGACAGAGUCUGUGUGCACAAGCAUGAAACAGAUGCUGCAGCGUUAUGCAUUCAAGGUGCAUGUUGUCUCUAUAUGGGCAACAGAUCAUUUUGUUUCAUGCAAAAGACGUGUUUCCUUUGGGUCAACAUCGAUGCAGCGAGAUCUAGCUGGUGCGGUGCUGGGGAGAUUUAAAACGGCAUUUGUACAGCAGAGUACCCCCUCACUCUACGCUGCCACCAGCAAUGCAGCUGAGCAUUUUCUCUGGCUGUAGCAGCGAGCACAGAGCUGGUGUGUGAUGGAGCACCCAGCAUCUCUCCGCUCUCCCUACAGCCCUCUACCACGCUUAAUAAAAGUUGCCGCUUCCUGUUCAGUGGCUCCAGAACGCUUCAGUUGCCCAGCUAGCACAAAGGCAGACCCAUACUCCGGUUUAGCUACAUGCCGUAUAAACAGCGAGUUAGUAGUAGGACAGAAGAGGGACAGCCAGAGGACGGCUGGGCAGAUCUAACCCAGGACCUGGGCUGCAUGGAUAGAGGCGAAGGACGUUGGAGCUUGAGUCAUCUGCACACUGAGAGGGAGGGAGAGGAGGAAAGACGUCAGAAAAAAGCUCUGCUUCUGACAACACCACUGUUCAGCGACCAUCAUAGAAACAAAACUACUUUCGCUUUGCUCUCACAAAACUGUUUUCCUGUAUAGUUGGGUACAUUGAGGGCUACAGAAAAGGCAUACUGCAUGACACCGUUUCCUGUCCGCCCGGCAUCCUUCUCUCUGAUUUACUAAAGAUGACUGUGGUGUGUCCGUGCACUCAGAACCUGAUGGAUAGUGCUCACCCUCACACUGUGCUGAGCAAGCUCAACGAGCAGCGCUCACAAGGCCUCUUCUGUGACGUUACCAUUGUGGUGGAGGAUGUUAAGUUUCGGGCCCACAGGAACAUCCUGGCAGCGUGCAGCGGGUACUUCAGGAACGCCCUGACAACUCCUGAGACAUGGAGCUCGAGCCAAGUGUUGGAGCUGAUGGACCUGAAGUCUGAGGUGUUUGCCAGUAUCCUCAACUUUAUCUACUGCUCAAAGGUGACAACGCCGGGUGCAGAGGACACACGGGGGCUGGUGGCAGCUGGGAAGAGACUUGGAAUUCCCUUUUUAGAGAAACUUGCGGAACAAGAGAGGCAGGAUGAAUGUGUUAAAUCCACAGACUCCAGCACAGCCCCGGUGUCAACAAACACAAAGAAGGAAGCUGUCAGGCCGGAGGACAUUGACAGAGGGCCACGCAUCACCAAUGCCUUCUCUAUCACUGAAGUGUGUCCUGGGAACAGUCUUUUCACCCCUCUGGUUCAAACCCAUGUGAAGAGGCCGUCACCAGAUGAGGGACAGCUCCCAUCAAGUUGCCCCACAACCUCCUGCCUCAACGGGAACAAUGAGACAACCCAAGCCCUCUCAGAGCAUUCAUAUGCAGUGAGUAAAUCUAUUGAAAGCAACAACAGCAGUCAGGAGGACAACAAGAAGGUCUGUAAGCCAGCGAUAUCUCAGUCAAAGCAACUUAUUUACAGGAACGCAGGCCCGCUUAAAAAGCGCCACAGACUGAGAGGCGCUCUGUGUCGAAGUAUACUUCCAAGACCAUCUGAACCACAAACAGAUACAACAAAUACAAUAAGCCCCACAGUAGCUGAUGGCGUUUCUGCAGCACCUGUUGCAGUCAUGACACCACCUCCGCUUUUUUCAGAGGCAGAAACAGAAAAAGGUAUAGGCCCAGGGCGACAUACAGCCACUGACAAUGUUCAAAUGGAGUUAGAUCCACCAACCCUUUCCCCUCACCCAGAGGACAGCAUUUCAAUCUAUGGAUGUGACCACUGUCCGGAGAUAUUCACAAAUCAAGCUCUGCUCACCAUUCACUCAGAGGUACAUAAAAAGCGUUUCGUCAGUCAUUUGUUUUGCAAGUUUUGUCACAGAAAGUUCAUACACCUCAAGCGGCUGCGCAACCAUGAGCAUGUCUGCCCCAAAGCUGCGGGAGGCUCGCCUCAACUGGAUGCUACGGACAUAUCGACCAAAGAGGUGGAACUUUAUUCAGACGACGAGCCGAACACGGAGAGCGUCGUGGCGCAGCUUCCCUCUGCGGACCUCUCCACCCCUUACACCCCAGAGCCCCUUCAAGUGGACCAAUCAGAGCCAGCACAGGCUGGGAAGGCAGUGAGGCCAAGUGGCAGCCAUAGGAGAUACAACUGCAGUGUGUGUAAACGUGUCUACAUCACCCUAUCCAGUCUGAAGCGGCACGAGAAUGUACAUUCCUGGCAGAGGGCAUAUCCCUGUCAUUAUUGUAAUAAAGUGUUUGCAUUGGCAGAGUACCGGACGAAGCAUGAAAUCUGGCACACAGGUGAGCGCCGCUAUCAGUGCAUUUUCUGCCUGGAGACAUUCAUGACUUAUUAUAUCUUAAAGAACCAUCAGAAGUCUUUUCACGGCAUUGAUCCCAGUCUAGCUGUUAAGAAAAAGUCGGCCAACGGUGGUCUGAAAGCCAGUGUUUAUCCAAUCAAACUCUACAGGCUUCUGCCUAUGAAGUUUCGAAAGAGACAAUACAAGACUUACAGUGAGACAUAUUCAGAGAGCGAUGAAAGAGGUGACGAAGCCCCGCCAGAGAGCACCUCUCUUAUCCCUCCAUUUGAAGAAAACGGUCUGAUCAGCCAGCCUGAUACCGUUGCACCUCUGACAUUCAUGGCAACGACAAAGAUGGUGGCACCUGUCAUGCCUCGCAUCAGCUUCGGCAAGCCAUGUGACCAAGAUGUUGAGCAAAGGGAUUUGGAGAUUCAGAGAGGCACAAGAAAGGAGGCUGAGAACAGAGAUUCACCCUCCAUAGACCACGAGCCUCCUGCAGUGGGUUACAAAGAUGAUCUUCCAGCACUAAGUAACUCUAAGCACUGUCAUAAUGUGCCGUUCUUAAACUCUUUGAACGCUGUUAAAAAGUUAGGUGAGCUCUCAGCUUCUGCAAAAAGAGUUGAGGAUAUGACCAAGGAGAUACUUCUAUCGAGCAAUGAAAAUCUGGCGCAUGGUAAAAAGGUGGGGGCAAAGACAGAAACGUACAUCGCCAAACCUGCAUGCCCCGGUCCAUCUGUGGAUGGUGCUGCCAUGCCGCUCUGUCAGAUAACAGUGAAAAUAGGCAAUGAAGCCAUCAUCCGCCGCCGAAUCAAAGGAUCCAAGCUCUUCCCCAGAAAGAAACGGAGAAUCAGAGAACUGAGUGAGGAGGCAAGUCCAAGUCAGUGCCCUCCAACACGGGAAAACUCAGAGAGCCCCAGACUCCGCCUGAGACAAGACGUCCCUUCCGCCACGAAGCCAGAGACGUAUGAAGAUCCCAAUGACUGUGACACAGCUGAUAUGCUUUGGCGUCCCUACUAUUCUUACAAAGCUAAAAAGAAAACGAAGAAGUUGAGAUUCAAGCACAGAAAGGAUUUGUUUCACGGUUAUCCGGAAACAUCUGCAGAUAGAACGGCUGCCAGUGAAGCCCACCUUGAUAAAAGUAGUUGGCUGACAGAAGAGGGAAUGUCCAGUGGGAGUGGAGAGGUGAAACGUAGUCUCAGCAGGAACUCCAGCCCGAGGGCCACCUACAACUGUGACAUCUGUGACAGCUCUUUUAUCACAGAGACCGGUCUGAGAGCUCAUGUUAUUGGUUCCCACCCAUGUUUCUGCCGGACCUGUGGUAAACAGGGUCCCCCCGGUGAGGCACCGGCCGGUGGGGAUUACAUCUGCAGCAGCUGUAUGGAAAAUGGCUCCUGCUUCGAUAAUACACCCCGGAGCUCCAACCCAGAGAAGAAGUAUCGCUGUUCCUUCUGUCCCCAGCGUUUUCUCUAUCUUGCCACCAAGAGAAGCCAUGAGAAAAAACACCAGGAAACAAAUGAGGGAUAUAAUUCUGACAACUUCACACCUUGUUCUAAAUACUCGGGGCACCUGAGCGAAGACCAUCAAAAAGAUAUCAUCAAAACAGAAGACAGUGACAGCCAAGGGGGCACUAACAUAAAAAGUGAAAGGGUGGAAGAAGGACAUCUUUCUAUUGAUCAAAUUAAUUCUAAAAUUGAGGAUUCGACUGACUUUAUGUCUUUAACUACCUACCAAGACAUGCCAUAUUCCAACAAUCAAAGUCCAUUAUCGCCCUGCAGCGACCCAGUGUUUUCUCUGACACCCUCAAAGGUGAAACAUAAAAUGGCGAAAAAAAGGUUAAAUGAACAGCAUUCUAUGCAUCUCAUCUCAAAAAAGCAACCCUGUGACAGACACGGUUAUAGCAACAAGGACAUUUUGAUGGGGCCAAAAACGAGCAGUCACAAUGAUCUGGACAAGUCCUGUAAACUCUUCAGGAGAAAUGACUCGGAAACUAAAGCGACCAACAUUUCUAUACACAAGCAAGAGAAAUGGGUGUGCAAAGAGGAGCCAUUGUUUUAAAGAUCUUUGAGGACUGUGGACAACAAAAGGCGAAUGCAACUUGACUUCAAGCCUUUUGGCUUUGGUGCGUUCCAUUUGUACUGGGAAGUCGAAGAUCGGAGGUGGGAAUUAAGUCACACCCGAGUCGACGGCGCUCCAGUACAAUAAGUCCGAAAACCAAGUUCUAGCCAGGUUAGCUUUGUUAGCAACACCAGUUGAUAACUUAGUACGCUGUAUUUCACACACACUAACACCGCAUGUCCACAGACAGGCGUCGGACAGUACUGUGUGUACACGUGGUUUAAUGUGACGAAGUGCUUAUAAGCAGAAUAUAACAACAGCGUUCACACUGUUGAUGCGAGGAGUCAUUUUCGUUUUUGGGGGUCGGGCUUGGUGAGGUUCUCCCGACUUUCCGAGUCAGAAAUCCGACUUCAGGGGGCGGUUUCUGGCUCCACAGAAUAAAUGGAAUGCACCAUUAAUAUCAGUGUAGGCUGUAACUUCUUCUCUCCUAAACUCAGCAACGGAGUGAAUUCUCACCUUUUGUAGAAGAUAUUUUUUGGAUAAUAGGACCUUCUGAAACAGACUAUGUCUAUGCAUACAUGGCAGACUCGGUGGCAUGACUGUCAGCAACUUCAGAACAAGAGGACGGUGUGUUGGAGGACUGAACAGCUGCCUAGUGUAGCUACGUCUUCACUUUUUAAAAAUAUAUCUGGGGAAAACAGAACUGUCACAUUUCUGAACCUCACCUUCAGUGAGACGGUGAGUUGCACUUUAUAGUUAGACUAUGCUAAUCUGAUGGUUAAAUACUUUGAUUGAUUCUAUGUCUAAUUUCUAAUUAACACAUGGAACCAUUGAGAAUAAACCUUUGUGUGUUUAAUAUGUAUCCAACAUGUAAAACUAUUUAAAUAAAUGUUUGUUGUAAUCUAAACUUCCUGUCCUGCUUCAGCCUGUUUAGAGAUACGGUAAGACAACUGAUAAGCAGACGUAUUCGUUCUGAUUCUGACGGUGAUAGUUACAGAAACCUUAAACGUCAUGCAGUUAAAGUUUGGAGUGGAACACUUUAAAGGAUUUAAAAAGUCAAAACCUGCUCCGCAGCAAAUCGUUUCCUAAAUAUAAAGCCACAUGGAGGUGAUCUGCACCUCCUGGCCCUUCAGGGACCUGCUGCCCAUCUGAGAAGUCCAUUCCCUCGUUCUUCCACACAAUCUGCAUCUGUACUACGAGUUGGGCCUCAAGACACAGUUUCCAGAUGUCUCGAAAUCCCUCGCUUCUAGCUAAGACUCGGCUUGUGAUGUAACAGAUCAUGAAUUUGUGGUACAACACACUGAUUAUUCCAUGGAGGCAACGUCUUUCAUUCAUUUAAUAAAGGAUGAUGAUAUUAAAAACCCU
Molecule: messenger RNA, 6508 nt
Organism: Cottoperca gobio
Lineage: Eukaryota; Metazoa; Chordata; Actinopteri; Perciformes; Bovichtidae
Gene: zbtb38
Product: zinc finger and BTB domain containing 38
Exons: 2
Coding region: 1508-5143 (1211 amino acids)
Biological process (GO): regulation of transcription by RNA polymerase II
Cellular component (GO): nucleus
Molecular function (GO): protein binding; DNA-binding transcription factor activity, RNA polymerase II-specific
Source: RefSeq, a predicted model, not a curated record